Messenger RNA from Physcomitrium patens, 1437 nucleotides. RefSeq lists its product as uncharacterized. The record is from RefSeq and is a predicted model, not a curated record. NCBI's taxonomy places the organism in Eukaryota, Viridiplantae, Streptophyta, Bryopsida, Funariales, Funariaceae.
GAUCCUCGUUGACUUGUUGUGUGCUCGUUUCUUUUGAACUUCGAGCUUUGCGCACUGACCAGUGUUUCGGGUCGCACGUCUCGGACUGUAAGCACUCACUUAUUAGUUCUGCCGAAAUUUCCAGCACCGGGGAUGUGUAUAUAUUUAGAUCUGUGAAAUGAUAUUGGAAUCUACAUUUUCUGAUAUACGAUUAUAAUGAAUUCCAUGAAAUCUUGCGGCAUUGUGAGAUUUCCUGUGUGGAUUUGGAAGCCGGUUAGCAGGCAGAAGUUCGCUUGAGUUUAUGUUGCCGUUUUGAGACGGAAUGGAUGUGUUACUUUAGGGUGGUGAGUAGUUCUUGAAGUAUGCAACCGGGGUUUUGUAACAGAAUUAGGGUAUAGAUUGGAGUUGUGGAUAGCACGAUUUUGAAGAAGGAAUUUAGACAUGGAGAAUGGAAGGCUAGCACGGAGAGAGGGACAUGACUCUUCCUCUUCUCGUCCUCAAGGAAGCGCAUCGUCCAUUGGAGACGAUCCUCGUGGCUUUCGAGCUACUUGCAAAGACUUGCACCACACACUUCGAGAAUUUUACAAUAUCGAGGUGAUGCCCAAGACUUUUAUUAUCAAAUUCCGACAGCGGGUGCAAGGGGUCCAACUGGGGGCCAAUUUCGAGUUCGAUGGAAUGCAGGUCGAUAGGAUGAAGCUGAAUAAUUUUAGCCCUGAUGAUUGUCAUACUAAGCUCGUCCUGAAACCUUCCUCGGAGACUGCUUAUUGGAAAGUUAUAUGUGAACCGAAAGAAAAAGAUUUGCGGAUACUCACAAAGAAGAUCCCCCUUGGCUCGUUGUUUAAUUUCCAGUUUGGGAUUGGACAUGAUUUCUUUAGGAAUUCCACUGGCUGGAAGUGGAAGGUAACGUCGGCGUUUGGUCUACCUGGAGUACCUGAAGUUUGUCAGAAGACAAAGGUGCCAAUAUUUCCUGGUCUUGACGUUAACGUGGACUGGAAUACCCAGUAUGAAUUUCCCGAACUUCAGGGCUUCUGCAGGUCAAGUGGAACUGGGGAGCCAUCUGUAAAGGCGAACUUCGGUCGCCUUCACGUCGAUAUUGAGAGGCUGGCUGUUGUCUACACCCACAAUAGCUGAGUUUCAUAUAAGAAUUAUCGUUGAAGUCUCUAAAUUAUUCCAGUUACAAGGCUUCUAGGUGAAUUCUCACAGUUCUCUAAGUGUCUAAUUAGCAUCGACAUUUUUCGAGUAUAUUUGUCACUGGGAUUCGGCUGACACAGUUAUCCCUUCUUUCUUACUUAUUGUACAUUCAGGCACUCCCCAAGAAUUCUCUCUGAGGGCUAUUAUUCUAGUGCGGCAUGGAUUUUUUAUUUUGUAUUUUUACUUUUUUAUUAUUUUUGCAAAUAAUGAAUAACUCCAGCAGCCUUGGCUUUACGGCAGGGUGGCACCCAGUUUGCUUGUAAGCCA